Molecule: messenger RNA, 380 nt
Organism: Ricinus communis (castor bean)
Lineage: Eukaryota; Viridiplantae; Streptophyta; Magnoliopsida; Malpighiales; Euphorbiaceae
Exons: 1
Coding region: 1-189 (62 amino acids)
Source: RefSeq, a predicted model, not a curated record
AUGGUGCUUUGGUCGUAUCCACCGACGAAAAAUCAACUACUGGUGACGGUGGGGUUGGCAAUCGCCGGUGCUUCACUGAUAGCAUAUGGAGCUCAUCUCUCCCUUGUCAAUGUAGCGCCUCAACAAGCUCGAGCUAAAGCCCGCAAGGAUUAUAUCAAAGACCGCCUUCGAAAGAUGCUCGACGAUUGAUCCCACUGAUUUAUUAUUAUUUGUCUCUCCGUUUUCUUUAUCGACGGCACACUUCAGGCAUCAUUUUUUAUUGUCUUGUAAGGACGGCUGAUUUUAGGGUUUGAAUUUGUGUAUGGAAAGUUAGGAAGCUGAAUGGGUAGUACUGGACUAGUACUUAAUUGGUGCCAUUAUAUUUUUCUUCUUUUUGGAUA